Messenger RNA from Onychomys torridus (southern grasshopper mouse), 2805 nucleotides. It is a transcript of the gene Eno4, whose product is annotated as enolase 4. Gene Ontology annotation, molecular function: magnesium ion binding; phosphopyruvate hydratase activity. The transcript is spliced from 14 exons. Gene Ontology annotation, cellular component: phosphopyruvate hydratase complex. NCBI's taxonomy places the organism in Eukaryota, Metazoa, Chordata, Mammalia, Rodentia, Cricetidae. The record is from RefSeq and is a predicted model, not a curated record. Gene Ontology annotation, biological process: glycolytic process. Bases 42 to 1895 code for a protein of 617 amino acids.
GCCCCCUGGCGAAACCCCGCUGAAACCCUGAGUCUCCUACCAUGGGGGAAGAAGGCGGCGGCCGCAGCUGUGGGAUCACUAGGGACCUGCAGAAGCUGAAGCAGCAGGCGAUGGCGUACUACCAGGAGAACGACGUCCCGCGCAGGCUGGAAGAGCUGCUCAACUCCACCUUCUACCUCCAGCCCGCAGACGUCUACGGGCACCUGGCAAACUACUUUUCUAAGCUUGCAAAGCCUCCCUCCAUAUGCAAAACAGCGGGGAAAAUCGUCCUGGAUGGAAUGGGGCUCCCUGCGCUACUGGUGGAAAUCUCCUGCACCAUUCAAAAUUUCCCCAAGUACAUCUGUUCCGUGGUGAUACCUGCUCACUUUGAAGUCUCCGAGAAUGCUUUGCCAGAGGUAGUGGAUGCCGAGGAGGCAGAAAGGCACCAGGCAGUGAACGCGGCUCUGCAGUGGGUCAAUGAAUCCAUCACAGAGGAGCUGUGGGGUCUGAACCCCUCCAACCAGGCAGAGGUGGACCACAGGCUCAGGAUAUUCUUUGAAAAUAAAGUACAAGAAGAUAAAGAGAGAAAAGAACUGGAAAGGAGCCUGGAGGAGCCAGUGCACGCACCCCCACCUGUAAUCCCACCACCACCUCCUCCACCCCCCACCAAAAAGAAAGGACAGAAGCAAGGACGGAGGGACACUCUUUUGGAAAAACCUAUCAUACCCCCAGAACCCCCUGAACCAGUCCUCCACGGCAGCAUGGCCAUAGGAGCUGUGUCUCUAGCUGUUGCUAAAACCAGUGCCAGACUGGCCGGUGUUCCUCUGUACAUGAACAUGGCGUCACUAAAGCAUGGCCAGGAGCUGCCGUCGAUGCUCACUAUGCCUUUGCUGAUGGGAUCUGUACUCAGCUGUGGGAAGUCAUCACCUGGGAAGCUAAACUUAAUGAAAGAAGUGAUUUGUAUACCCCAUCCUGGAUUAACAACUAAACAAGGUAUGGAUUUGCUUCUGGAAAUUCAGAAACAAGUUAACAGAGUGAUGGAGACGCCCCCACCUCCAAAACCAGAGACCAAAAAGGGGCAUGAUGCAGGCAAAAGAGGUCAGCAGCCAAUCACUGGCAAGAUGUCUCACCUUGGCUGUCUAACCGUUAACUAUGACACCAUAGAGCAGCCACUGCUUCUGAUUCAGGGGAUCUGCUCGAACCUGGGGAUAGAGCUGGGAAUGAGCCUGCACCUGGCCAUCAACUGCGCUGCACAUGAGUUGAUGGACUAUAGUAAAGGAAAGUAUGAAGUGAUGGCGGGCACAUACAAAAGCAUCGCUGAGAUGGUGGACCUGUACGUGGAUCUGAUCAACAAGUAUCCUUCCAUUAUUGCCCUAAUUGAUCCUUUCAGGAAGGAGGACGCUGAACAGUGGGACAGCAUCUAUAAUGCCCUUGCUUCCAGGUGCUACAUAAUUGCAGGGGCUGCUUCCAGAAGCGUCGCUAAACUCCUAGAGCACAGAAAUAUCAGCACCCCCAAAUCCCACGGGCUGAUCAUAAACCAUACAAACCAAACCACAAUGUCUGACUUGGUGGAAAUAACCCAUCUUAUCGACAGUAAGAAGCAGCUCGCCGUCUUUGGGACCAUGGAAGCAGAGUCCUCUGAUGACAGCCUUGUCGAUCUGGCUGUUGGACUCGGUGCCCGGUUUAUCAAGUUGGGGGGUCUUUCUCGGGGUGAACGGGUGACCAAAUACAACCGCCUUCUGGCUAUAGAGGAAGAACUCAUCCAGAGUGGAACAUGGGGUUCCAGUGAAGAACACACUUUUUCUUCCUUUCAAGAGGACGCUGAAAAGACCCCAGAGGCUAUUGCCGAGGACACUCUUGGGCCCCUGGACUCCAUCUUCCCUACAGAAGUUGUGGAGGAAUCGGCUAAGCUAUGAGCCUCCUUGGGCUGGACUCCGAGAGUACCAAUACUGCAAGUGUUGUCCAUGUCUGUGGUGUGAAGGGUGUCUCCACACUGGCUCGACUCUUCACGCCACCAACUCAUGCAUUCUUUUUAUUCUUUUGGUCUCACUGUUGGAUAAAAUAUCUCUCGGAUGGUUUUAUGUGACGUUCCGAAAGCUUUAUUUUACAGCCAACACAUUGCCAUGGUGACACAGGCUCUACCAUCUGCUUCUGAAGGUCAUGACCUAACUUCAUUAGAGGCUAAUCCAUUCUGAUGCCAGGCCCAUACUCAGUCAUGCACCUUACCCCUCACAAAUCAGAACACGUCUAGAACCAAAAGACAAUUUCCCUGAAUAGCCCCCAGUGCCCCACAGACAUCCAUUGAUUCUGUUAGGAUCUCUGCUACCCUCAGAUGGUUUUCAUGGCCAGGCACAAACACCAAGCACUACAGGGCAGCACCACAGGGCUGUAGCAACUGCCCGCGUCUGUAGCAACACUUUGAAUUAGCUUCCUAUACUGGCUGCCGUUCGCCCAUCCCUCCUCGUCUGUUGUCGGCACUGUCAUUCUUGUAUUAUUUUCUUCUUAGAUCACUUUGGCACAAAGGUGGGCAUAACUUAAUCAGCACACUUGUAAAUGAAUGUUCUGACUCUCUUAUUUAUACCGCAGCACGAAGAAGCGAGCAGCAAGUGGUUAAAAACGAUGACAAAUCCAUGUUGACAGAUGCGCCUCUUUUGUGAGUCAGUGCUGGGCUUUUAGCAGAGAGCACCAAAGUAAAUAUUCAAAUACGGAAAGAAUAGUGGCCAACCCCUUUACAUUAUCGUGUUCUUUGUUAGGUGGGUUAUUACAAGGGCUGUCUGUAACUAAAGACUGCAUAAAAUUGUAGUGUCCUGGCCUGUAGCAGAAUUA